Molecule: messenger RNA, 3197 nt
Organism: Stylophora pistillata
Lineage: Eukaryota; Metazoa; Cnidaria; Anthozoa; Scleractinia; Pocilloporidae
Product: protein phosphatase 3 catalytic subunit alpha
Biological process (GO): calcineurin-mediated signaling
Molecular function (GO): calmodulin-dependent protein phosphatase activity
Source: RefSeq, a predicted model, not a curated record
UGUUUAUGUGUGUCGUUUCAGAGAAGGCCGUAGCUGAGAGAAACGAAGGCGACAGGCGAAAUCUGGUUCCAUCUUGGUGUGAAAGAUAGCAGCUACCGGCCGUUACUCUCAGUCGUAUAUUUUAGGGUUUUUGGAAGAUGGCAAGCCAAGAUGGGAAGUUGCCAACGUCGGAUAGAGUACUCAAAACAGUUCCAAUGCCGCCGAUUGAACUCCUUGCGGUCAGCGAUGUUUUCGAUUCGAAUGGAAAACCCAAAGCCGAUGUGUUAAAGAGUCAUUUCUUAAAAGAGGGUAGAGUUGAAGAAGAGGUAGCUCUCAAAAUCAUACAGGAUACCACGGAAAUUUUACAAAGAGAACCUACGAUGCUGGAUGUCGAAGCACCAAUAACAGUUUGUGGUGAUAUUCACGGUCAGUUCUAUGAUUUAAUCAAAUUAUUCGAAGUCGGAGGAUCACCAAGUACGACAAGGUACUUAUUUCUUGGAGAUUAUGUGGACAGAGGAUAUUUUUCAAUCGAGUGUGUUUUAUACCUGUGGGCGUUAAAACUCCUUUACCCCAAUACUCUCUUCAUGCUCCGUGGAAAUCACGAAUGUCGUCACUUAACAGAAUACUUCACCUUCAAGACAGAGUGCAAGAUCAAAUACACAGAAGAAGUGUAUAAUGCUUGCAUGCAGUCAUUUGAUUGUCUCCCUUUGGCUGCUCUGAUGAACAGACAGUUUCUCUGUGUGCAUGGUGGAUUGUCCCCAGAGAUCUACACCCUAGAUGACAUAAGAAAGAUUGAUCGAUUCACUGAGCCCCCAGCCUUUGGUCCAAUGUGUGACCUUCUUUGGUCAGAUCCUUUGGAGGAUUAUGGCAAUGAGAAAAACAGCGAGCAUUUCAGUCAUAACACCGUCAGAGGGUGUUCAUAUUUCUACAGUUACCAAGCAACUUGUGAUUUCCUCCAAAAGAACAAUUUGCUUUCGAUAAUCAGAGCACAUGAAGCACAGGAUGCUGGGUAUCGAAUGUACAGGAAAAGUCAAGAAACUGGGUUUCCAUCUCUCAUCACCAUUUUUUCAGCUCCUAAUUACCUGGAUGUCUACAAUAACAAAGCUGCUGUUCUGAAAUACGAAAACAAUGUGAUGAAUAUUCGACAGUUCAACUGUUCUCCGCAUCCGUACUGGCUUCCAAAUUUUAUGGAUGUUUUUACGUGGUCUUUGCCAUUUGUUGGUGAGAAAGUCACUGAAAUGCUAGUGAAUAUCCUCAAUAUUUGCACUGAUGAAGAACUUGAAGGGGAGGAAGAUGAAGAACAAAGUGAAGCAAUCAAGAGAAAAGAAGUUAUUCGCAGCAAAAUACGAGCCAUUGGUAAAAUGGCAAGAGUCUUCACUGUGCUCAGGGAGGAGAGUGAGAGUGUGGUACAACUGAAAGGCCUUACUCCUUCGGGACACUUGCCUGUUGGACUUCUGUCUGGUGGCAAACAAGGGCUAGAGAGUGCUUUACAAGGGCAAGUUUUCAGCCCCAAUCACAAAAUCAGUGGCUUUGCCGAAGCAAAGGGACUUGACCAGGUGAACGAAAGAAUGCCACCACGGAAGGACUUACCAGUACAACCAGGGACAAAGUGAUCCUACAGACAGACAAAGCGUUCCCGAACCUUAGUGACUCAUCAUCAACCAUUAGUAUUGUAGUAUAAUAUUAUUAUUAUUACCUUUGUGAAUAUCUGUAUAAAAUAGUAAAAUCUGCUUUACUAAAAGCUCACUACUAAACAACUGAUGGAUGUAAUAUUUAAAUAAAAUUUGUGUUGUAAUAAUGACUAGGUCAGCACUUCCCUUUCUUGGCUGGCACUCUCUGAUAGGUUGUCCAGCUUAAAACUGACAGAGGUAUGGAGCUCUGUUCAGUGAUAUUCCUGUCUUUGCGAAUGGUCCAGUCUCUAGCGUGUGAUCAUCACUGCUCCAAUCAUUUAUAGAAAUCCUUAGGUCUUAAUUUGCUGGUAGAUAAUUAUACAGUGUAUAGAUUAUAAUCUAUUGUAGGUAGGAUGUAGAGAUGAUCUUUUUGUUCAAUUUUGUUUUUCAUUUUAUUUGAAGGUGGCUGUAUUUUUGCUUUCUAAGCCAAGAGACUGUAAUACUGGUUCUCCUCCCAGAGUUCUGUACAAAAACUGUAACUGUUUCAUGCUGUAAGAAUUUGGUGGUAAAUCGUAUAACAUCCCCUUGUUGGUUAUAAAAUAAGUAUGUCAUUUUAGUGCUCUAGGAUGUAAAAUUUAUUGAGAAAUUGUGGGUUUUGAUUGAAUUUGUUUUUGUAUUUAUAAGCUUGAAAUUUGUCAUCUGGAAAGGGGAGCUUUCUUAUUACUAGUUUUUUAAUCUUUACAAGGCAAUAUCCUCAUGGCAGUUAGAUGGAAAAGAAAUGUUGCAUUUGGAGUUACACACAAUAUAGUGGUGAGAAUUAAUCAAAGGUUGAUAAAUGCCUGAGUGAUCUUGUACAGUGUCUCCUCCCCCCCCCUCAUCUAUCAGGGGUGAAUUUUAAUGUUGAUCUCAUAAGCCAGGUACCUCCAUUGACCCUUUAACUUCCAACGUAUGAUUGUUAUUUCUCCCCUUGAGCUGCUACAAAUUUCCUUGUAAUUAGUUAGGAGAAUUUGGAGUCAGACCAAGAUAACAACCUCUACAUGAUAAGUUUGAGUAUUCUUGUAGAUUAUUUGCCAGAUGUGUGGAUGUUUUGGGGAGAAGCUGCAUGUUGAUCUCAUCUGAGAGUUAAGGGGUCAAGUGAAUUUUUGAGACUCUUAUUUAUGGAAAAUGCUCCAACAGUUUCCUACUUUCAGUUUCUUUGAUCACAUCCAUUUAAUUGUCAGACUUGUAUAGAAAUGAAAUGACACUUUGUUUCCAGAUACAGUCAUUAGUGUGUGAUUUUGUGGCUAAAACUAAAUCGCAAUCAUGUUACGCAAAGAAAUUAAGCUUAUAAAACAGUAUGGCAACGGCUGCCCACAAUUUAGCAAAUACAAUAUUCCACGUCAAGUCUUACUGUGUAUUGUUUUUAAUCGUGGAAUAGUAAAUCUGAUUUGUGAAUGUAAUGCCUGAAGGGAGACUAUCUUUGCUUAUAUAUAAAUCUGAAUAGUUGUAAUGGAAUUAUGUAAUGUAGGUGUAGACAUUUUAUUUAUGAUUUUAAAGCGAAGUAAAGCUAGAAGUAACUGGUUUGAAUUAAAUAUGCCUAUGACGAAGAAUAUAUUGUAAUUACAGCAA